Messenger RNA from Pteropus alecto (black flying fox), 1619 nucleotides. It is a transcript of the gene TMEM138, whose product is annotated as transmembrane protein 138. The record is from RefSeq and is a predicted model, not a curated record. Gene Ontology annotation, cellular component: cilium. The transcript is spliced from 5 exons. The coding region runs from base 279 to 767 and encodes 162 amino acids. Lineage: Eukaryota; Metazoa; Chordata; Mammalia; Chiroptera; Pteropodidae.
GACUGGCCGUAGAGCCGGGAGAAAAAGCCGAUGACAGGCUGGUAACGCGGCGCAGACGGAGCCCGCCUCCGUCGUCUACUUCCGGAAUUUAAAACUGGUUUCCGGAAACCAGAUGAUGUCCCCAUGACAACCGACGAUGGGGCUUCGAGACCCUGGUCUUAGAGGAAGGGAAACAGCUCUGAUUCUGCGAGACUAGACACUUCUCCCUCAGUGCUGGGGAGCUGUUUUCUGGGGAACUGUGGAAUGUGCCCUUGGGCUCCCCAGAGAGCAGAAGGAAGAUGCUUCAGACCAGUAACUAUAGCCUGGUGCUCUCCCUGCAGUUCCUGCUGCUGUCCUAUGACCUCUUUGUCAAUUCCUUUUCGGAGCUACUCCGAAUGGCUCCUGUCAUUCAGCUGGUGCUCUUCAUCAUCCAGGAUAUUGCUGUCCUCUUCAACAUCAUCAUCAUUUUCCUCAUGUUCUUCAACACCUUCGUCUUCCAGGCUGGUCUGGUCAACCUCCUAUUCCACAAGUUCAAAGGGACCAUCAUCCUGACAGCUAUGUACUUCGCCCUCAGCAUCUCCCUUCAUGUCUGGGUCAUGAACUUACGCUGGAAAGACUCUAACCGCUUUGUUUGGACGGAUGGACUUCAAACGCUAUUUGUAUUCCAGAGGCUAGCGGCAGUGUUAUACUGUUACUUCUACAAACGGACAGCUGUGAGACUGGGCGAUCCUCGCUUCUACCAGGACUCUUUGUGGCUGCGCAAGGAGUUCAUGCAAGUCCGAAGGUGACCACUUCUUGUCACACUGAUGGAUGCCUUUCCUUCCUGAUAAAAGCUACAUUUGCGGCUCUGCAGAGGGGGUGAUGGGCCCUCUGCACAGGAAGCAACUUGACUUUCCUUGGACAGGCUCAGGCCAGUUUCAUUCAGCAGUCAAAAAGGAAGAUGUUCCCUCUUGCAAAUUAAAGUGUUGCCCAGUACAGACUCCAGGACAUAAAUAAUUCCUUCUUGGCCUCCUGCUUUGGUUCUAUCCCCUUUCCUUUCUGUCCCAUCUCCCUCACAGGAGCUCUGUGGCUUUAUUCUUAGGGAGCUCACACUUAGCCUGUACAGAUGUUCCCAGCACCCACUUGCUUUGCAACACAUAGGUGACUGAAUGAUACACAGGGACAUUUCUGUACUCUUGACUGAUCACACCUUGGACAUUUAGAUUUUAUACUCGAAGCACUUUUUUUCAUUUUAUAAGUAGGAAAUAAAUUGAAGUCUUUUUCCAUAAAUGGCGGAGUCUAUCUGUCUAGCUAGCUCUCUUCAUAGUUAAGAGGCAUGCCAUGGCCUAGCCUUAGCAUCUCCUUGACAUAGUAGGCAGAUUGGGCCACAGAGCAAAUACAGAUAUUUAUUGGGUCCCAUUAUGAGUACAAGAUAUUUUUGCAGAAAUUCAAGAUGUAAUCUGACGCCCCUGCCUGACCCCUGGAGUUCCAGACAUCUGUGCUUUAUACAGACUCCAUCUCCCUGUCAGAGCCCUGAACUCCCCUGUUUUGGCAAAAGAAAUAAUUUAAAUUCAUGUGCCCAUAUUAUCAGUUUUCUAUUGCCAGAAUACACUUGCCAGACUUCAGUAGCAUUUAACAAUAAACAGUUACGUGACCCUUAA